This is a messenger RNA of Chondrus crispus (carragheen), 300 nucleotides long. RefSeq lists its product as hypothetical. The record is from RefSeq and is a predicted model, not a curated record. Bases 1 to 300 code for a protein of 99 amino acids. The transcript has a single exon. NCBI's taxonomy places the organism in Eukaryota, Rhodophyta, Florideophyceae, Gigartinales, Gigartinaceae.
AUGACUCAUCAACAAACUCCAGGAGUACCAGCAAGGUCCAACAAGGACAUUGCGAGUAAUUUAUACCACAGGCAGCAUGUUUUUUCGAAGAAUUCUUUUGACAAUCAUUUUCCCUGUGUGACAUUCACACACACCAGCACGCCGCAUUCGUGUGCGGUGAAUAAUGUUAUCUCAGAACAGCUAACGAACCCCCUCGCAUCCUUCGCACAAUUUCCAAGCUUUCCUUCACCCGCGUCUCGUCCUACCCAUUGUGAAACUGCGGCUUCAUCUUCUGCUGGAUUUCACGGCCAUCCGAAUUAG